Messenger RNA from Homalodisca vitripennis (glassy-winged sharpshooter), 445 nucleotides. RefSeq lists its product as uncharacterized. The record is from RefSeq and is a predicted model, not a curated record. The coding region runs from base 83 to 445 and encodes 120 amino acids. NCBI's taxonomy places the organism in Eukaryota, Metazoa, Arthropoda, Insecta, Hemiptera, Cicadellidae. The transcript is spliced from 3 exons.
GCUAUCAGUAGACUCCUUGCCUAGUUGCCGGGGCAGUGGUCGGUGGCGCGCUCAUCCCUUGGAUGCUCAGUACUUACGGAAGAUGGCGGUCCUGAACCUCGUCACUCUAGACUGGCUGUUCACGGCGGCUCUGUUCGUUGUCACCGUCAUCCUGGUGAAGAUCCACGCCAGUGUACGCAGAAAGAAGGAGAUUAUGGGAGACAUGCCGUGUUAUCCGGGUUACCUGCCAUUGUUGGGACAUGCGCACUUGGCUACUCAGUUCACGUAUACAGGUUUCAUCGACGAGAUACGGCGGACACGCAAGGAUAACAAAGGGACUCUUCACAUCUGGGUAGGACCCAAGCUGUGCGCCUUUGUUGCUAACCAUGUAAAUUAUGCACAGGUUUCAUCGACGAGAUACGGCGGACACGCAAGGAUAACAAAGGGACUCUUCACAUCUGGGUAG